AUGGCCAUCACAUCUUCCUCCUCUGCCACCUCAACAUCCCACAACAAGGCCCUCGCCGGCGUCCACAACCUCGUCAACAGAACCAAAAAAAUGCGCUUCCCCCGUCGUGCAAACCGGUACCUGCAGCAACAGGACGAUAUUGGCUACACAGACGGCCAGUUCAUGGCCCCUGCUCCUAAAAUAGGACUCACCAUCGGAUCACUUCUCAAAGUCGGUAUCAUGACCAGUCCCGACUGGCUUGAUAAGGGAACACCGCUAUUGAUCCUUGGCGCUCUUUGCUUCAUCCCAGGAUCGUACCAUGUUGGUCUCGCUUACUACGCAUACCAAGAGUACGAUGGCUACUCGUUCUCCCACAUCCCGGACAUAGAUGAUUAA
Molecule: messenger RNA, 375 nt
Organism: Linnemannia hyalina
Lineage: Eukaryota; Fungi; Mortierellomycota; Mortierellomycetes; Mortierellales; Mortierellaceae
Source: the annotation of a GenBank genome assembly